Tarenaya hassleriana is the source of this 2293-nucleotide messenger RNA. RefSeq names its product ATPase family AAA domain-containing protein 3-like. The transcript has 8 exons. NCBI's taxonomy places the organism in Eukaryota, Viridiplantae, Streptophyta, Magnoliopsida, Brassicales, Cleomaceae. The record is from RefSeq and is a predicted model, not a curated record. Gene Ontology annotation, molecular function: zinc ion binding; ATP binding; ATP hydrolysis activity. The coding region runs from base 222 to 2144 and encodes 640 amino acids. Gene Ontology annotation, cellular component: mitochondrion. Gene Ontology annotation, biological process: mitochondrion organization.
CUCGCAUAAACCCUACCAAAACCCCUCUUCGACCUCGUUGCCUCGUAACAUUUUUCUUCAUUUUUUCUCCUUUCCAUGGCAAGAGAUAGUUCCGUGUUGAAUUCCUUGUGCUUCGAGCCAAUCUCUUCUCCAUGAAAUCUUCCACUGCAUUUUCAAACAUCUCCAUCCGACAAGAACCCUAGAUUCCUACUCUCCUUCUUCUCAGGAAAUUUCCGGAAUAAAUGGCUCAGAAAUGUGCAAUCAGUAUAAUCUCGGCCUUCACAGCCUCUGCUUCGCUUGCGCAGUCCAAAGUUGCCGCUGCUGAUGGCCCUUUCAAUUUCCUCUCCGGUUCUUCCGCUUCGCCGAGUCCUCAGCAGCCUUCUCCGCCGCCGCAAUCUCAGCAAGGGUCAUCGACAGCCGGCGGAGAGUCUCCGGAUGCUCCGAGGGUUCGGAAUGAUCAUCCAAGGACGACGUCUGCUGGGUUCGAUCCGGAGGCGCUUGAGCGAGGGGUCAAGGCAUUGAAGAAGAUCAAUAGCUCCUCUCAGGCUAAAAAGGUAUUUGAAGGUAUAAAGAAGCGAGAAGAGACGAGGCAAGCAGAGUUUUCUGCAAAGGCGCAGGAAUUCAAAGCGAUGCAAGCCCAAUCUGAAACUGAGAGACAAAGGGUAAUAUAUGAUGAACAGAAAAAACUUGCUCAGCAUCAGGCGCAAACAAAAUCACAGAUGGCUCGUUAUGAAGACGAGCUUGCAAGAAAGAGGAUGCAGGCUGAGAAUGAACUUCAAAGAGGAAGAAAUCAAGAGCUCGUGAAACUGCAAGAAGAAUCGGCAAUCAGGCAGGAACAGACUCGGAGAGCUACCGAGGAACAGAUCCAGGCACAGAGGCGACAAACAGAGAGGGAAAAGGCCGAGAUAGAACGAGAAACAAUCAGGGUCAAGGCUAUAGCUGAAGCGGAAGGGAGAGCUCAUGAGGCAAGGCUUGCUGAAGAUGUAAACAGGAGAAUGCUUGUAGAUCGUGCAAAUGCAGAAAGGGAGAAAUGGGUUGCUGCCAUAAAUACUACAUUUGAUCAUAUUGGAGGGGGCUUGCGUGCAAUUUUGACAGAUCAAAAUAAGCUGGUUGUUGCUGUUGGGGGUGUAACCGCACUUGCAGCUGGGAUCUACACAACUAGGGAAGGUGCAAAGGUUAUCUGGAGUUACGUAGACAGAAUAUUAGGACAACCAUCCUUAAUAAGAGAAUCGUCAAGAGGAAAGUAUCCUUGGUCUGGUGUGGUUUCUCGUGCCAUGUCCACUUUACGGGCUGGAAGUAAGGAGUCAGCAUCGAAAACUGUAACUGGUUUCGGUGAUGUUAUUUUGCAUCCAUCUCUACAAAAGAGAAUCGAGCAACUAGCUAAUGCAACUGCCAACACAAAAUCUCACCAGGCACCUUUCCGCAAUAUGCUUUUCUAUGGCCCUCCAGGAACUGGGAAAACAAUGGCUGCCCGGGAGCUGGCCCAUAAAUCUGGUUUGGACUAUGCACUGAUGACUGGUGGGGAUGUUGCGCCGCUUGGACCUCAGGCAGUAACAAAGAUACACCAACUUUUCGAUUGGGCCAAAAAGUCUAAGAGAGGCUUAUUGCUCUUCAUUGAUGAAGCUGAUGCGUUUUUGUGCGAACGGAACAAAACAUACAUGAGUGAAGCUCAGAGGAGUGCACUGAAUGCCCUACUAUUCCGAACUGGUGACCAAUCGAAGGACAUAGUCCUAGCACUUGCUACGAACCGACCUGGUGACCUUGACUCAGCCGUGGCCGACCGUGUUGAUGAAGUUCUCGAGUUUCCCGUGCCUGGAGAAGGAGAACGGUUCAAGCUUCUGAAGCUCUAUCUGGACAAGUACAUCGCUCAGGCUGGUCAAAGAAAACCGGGUUUGUUCUCCAUCAUCUUCAAGAAAGAGCAACAAAGAAUUGAGAUAAAGGGCAUCAACGAUCACAUCCUGAAGGAAGCAGCGGCAAAAACAGAGGGAUUUUCGGGUAGAGAAAUCGCGAAAUUGAUGGCAAGCGUACAGGCAGCUGUGUAUGGAAGUGAGAACUGCGUGUUGGAUCCCAACCUUUUCAGAGAGGUCGUUGAUUACAAAGUUGCAGAGCAUCAGCAAAGAAUAAAACUAGCUGGAGCUGAUGUUGAUUCGGGCAACAAGAAAUGAAAAACAGCUUUCUUCUCAACAUACGUAUUCACAAAGUGUAGCAUUCACUUAUUAGAGACAUUAACGGAGCAGGAAGUCAAACCCUGCAAUUGUUUCAGAGGGAUUUUCAUUUAUAUUCUCUCAUUUGUUCCAAGGAGAGUUUUUGGUUU